AUGGGAUGUGGUACAUCAUCUGCAAGUUAAUUAGAAACAAGAGGUUCAAUAUAUAUAUAUUAUGGUACUACAACUGGAAAUUCAAGUAGAUUAGCAUUUCAAUUUGGUAAUGUAGCAAGAAAUCUUAAAUUUAUUCCAAAAAGUAUGAUAAUUAUUUAAUUAAUAGUAAUCAAUCUAAGUGAAUUCAAUCCAAAAGAAUUAAUAUCAUGUAAAUUAAAUGUAUUUUUUGUUUCAACUUAUGGAAUGGGAUCAUGUACAGCUGAUACUGAAAGUUUUAAUUAAUGGAUAUUUUAAGAGGAAAGAAAUAAAAAUGAAUUUUAAGGAAUGAAUUAUUUAAUUUUUGCAUUAGGAAGCACAAAUCAUUAACAUUAUUGUGAAUUUGGAAUCAGACUUGAUAAAAGACUUGAAUAAUUAGGUGCUAAAAGAUUGUGUAAUUUGGGUAAAGGUGAUUCUGCAAAAGAUUAAACUGAAAAUGAUUAUUAAUAAUGGAUUAAUUCUGAAGUUGAAUAGACUUUAUAAUUAUUAUUUCCUUUAUACACUUGUGAAUAAGAUUAAUUAGAUGCUACAAAUAUUAAAAUUAAAAUAACCUAAGAACAAGAAAAUUAUUUAGGAGAUAAUCUAGAUUUUAUGGCUUAAAAAUAUAUUAAUAGUAUUACAUUUACAGUAAAUGAAAUAAAAGAAUUAAAAUUAAAACCUUGUAGAGGCAAUUCUACUUUAUUUUUAGAUCUUACUAAUUAAGAAAUUGAAUAUAGAACUGCUUAGAAUAUUGCAAUAUAUCCAUAAAACUCUGAGUAUAUAUUUAUAAUAAUUGAGUUUAGUUCUGAUAUUGAUGAAUUAUGUAGUUUACUUAAAUUAGAUAAAAAUAUCAGAUUUACUAUUAUUACUACUUAGAAAUAGCCAUUUCCAAAUCCAAUUUCAAUAUAUACAUAUUUAAAAAGGUAAUUGAAUGCUAUAUUACCAGAUAUUGUGAUUUCUCUGGAUUGAUUACGAAAAAAUAAUUAAUAGAACUUUCAAAUGUGAGAAAUUAAAAAGAUUAUUAAGAUGAAUUACUUCAUUUAGCAUCAUUUGAAGGAAGAGAUGAUUAUCAAAAAUUAUUUUAAAAUUAAAAAUAGAAUUUGUUAAAUCUAAUAAAAAAAUAUCGGAUAAACAAUUUAACAUUAGAAAAAUUAAUUGAAAUAUUUCCCUUAAUAUAACCAAGAUAUUUUACAAUAUCAUCAAGUAAUAAGAAAUAUGCAAAUAAUAUUCAUAUAAUGGCAAGUUAACUUGUAUUGAAUUAAGAGAGAUUAGGUUUAUGUAGUUCAUAUUUUAAAACUUUAAAAAAAGGAGAUUUAAUAAAAGGAUAUAUAUAACCUUCAAAAUUUAAAUUACCUAAGAAUUCAAAAGUACCUACAUUAUUAAUUGGAAUAGGAGCUGGAUUGGCACCACUUAGAGGAUUUAUAUAGGAAAGAGAUUAUUUUAUAUAAAAAAAUUAAUUUGAUAAUUGUCCAUUUUAAGGAGAAAUGAAAUUAUUUUAUGGAUGUAGAACUGAAGCUGAAUAUUUAUUUAAGGAUGAACUUUAAGAAUAUUUAAAUUAAGGAAGUUUAAGUGAAUUAAAAAUAGCAUAUUCAAGAAAAGAUCCAAAAUAAUAUGUCACAGAAUUAAUAACAAUAGAUCAAUUAUAUUAACAUUUUAAUAUGGAUGGAAUAUUAUAUAUUUGUGGAUCUACUGAUUUAGGAAGAGACAUUUAAAUGAAAAUAUCUGAUAUGUUAGAAAAUUAUGAGAAUAGUGAUCCUUAUUAAACUGAUUAAAAAAUAAAUGAACUUGAAGAGAAUUCAUAAAUAAUUACAGAAUUUUGGGGAUGA
This is a messenger RNA of Paramecium sonneborni, 1841 nucleotides long. NCBI's taxonomy places the organism in Eukaryota, Ciliophora, Oligohymenophorea, Peniculida, Parameciidae. The record is from the annotation of a GenBank genome assembly.